UAGCUAUGGUCUCUAGCUCCUAGAUGUUAGGUAGGCGAUUUAUAGUAAUAAAUUGCCUGUAAAUUACAAAAUUGUCUUAAUUUCGAUUAAUUCGAAAAUGACCAAUUUUUAUUACAAACAGUAUUCUUUCUAGAUUUUAUUUUAAAGUGAAAAUGGGUUCUAAAAUCAUGAUUGGGUUUUUGGGGUUGUCAACGGUGGUUGUGACUUUCCUGGCAACUCGUCUGUACAGAGACCUGCUUAUAAGCUAUGAGCAGAGCUCGCCUGCUCAUGAAUAUUCUUGGUUCUUUCACUUGUUACUAAACAUGGCUGGGUACUCCACAAUAUUGCUGCCAGGUUUCGUCAUCUACAAGUACAUACAGAAAACCAACUACUUCGACAAACUGAGCUCACCAGGCUGUUUGUCACGCAGCCUGUUCGCCAUAUUUGGAGACCCCGGCGAACGCUUGCCCACCACAGAUGCACCAAAAAUAGAAGACAGUCCGCGGCGCGAGGCAGCCGAGCUGGCGCUCUGCUUCAGCGGGCUCAUGACGGCUUACCUCGUGUGGGGGCUCUUACAGGAGAAAAUAAUGACACAGACCUACACGAUGUCCGACGGCUCAACAGUGAAAUUCAACGACUCUCAGUUGCUAGUGUUCAUCAACCGGCUCCUCGCGUUCUGUAUCGCAGUGGGCCGUCUACUCUGGACUAGGACUCCCCUGUUCCCGGUGCCGCUGUACCAGUUCUCGUACUGUUCUCUCAGUAACAUAGUCAGCGCUUGGUGUCAGUAUGAAGCGCUCAAAUAUGUCAGCUUCCCUAUGCAGGUGCUAUCCAAAUCGUGUAAAGUGAUCCCGGUGAUGCUGAUGGGCAAGGCCGUGUCGGGCAACAAGUACGAGCUGUACGAAUACGUGACGGCCGCCAUGAUCUCGCUGGGCAUGGUGUUGUUCAUGCUUGCCAGCAAGGAUGAAUAUGCAGCGGGCACAUUCUCCCUCGCAUCAGGGGUAACCCUCCUCGCGCUGUACAUGUGCUGCGACAGCUUCACGUCGUCGUGGCAGGCGCGGCUGUUCGCACGCACCCGCGCCGCGCCGCUGCACAUGGUGGGCGGCGUCAACCUGUUCUCCGCGCUGCUCACCGCCGCCGCGCUGCUGCAGCAGACGCCCGCCACCGCCGUCAACCCGCGCUGGUCGCUGCUGCAGGCGCGGCUGUUCGCGCGCACCCGCGUCGCGCCGCUGCACAUGGUGGGCGGCGUCAACCUGUUCUCCGCGCUGCUCACCGCCGCCGCGCUGCUGCAGCAGACGCCCGCCACCGCCGUCAACCCGCGCUGUUCGCUGCUGCAGGCGCGGCUGUUCGCGCGCACCCGCGUCGCGCCGCUGCACAUGGUGGGCGGCGUCAACCUGUUCUCCGCGCUGCUCACCGCCGCCGCGCUGCUGCAGCAGACGCCCGCCACCGCCGUCAACCCGCGCUCCCUCCUCGCGCUGUACAUGUGCUGCGACAGCUUCACGUCGUCGUGGCAGGCGCGGCUGUUCGCGCGCACCCGCGUCGCGCCGCUGCACAUGGUGGGCGGCGUCAACCUGUUCUCCGCGCUGCUCACCGCCGCCGCGCUGCUGCAGCAGACGCCCGCCACCGCCGUCAACCCGCGCUGGUCGCUGCUGCAGCACCCGCAGUUCGCGACCGACGUGGUCCUGCUGUCGGUGAGCUCGGCGCUGGGGCAGCUGCUCAUCUACCGCACCAUCGCGCGCUUCGGCGCGGUCGUCUUCACCAUCAUCAUGACACUGCGGCAGGCGGUGUCCAUCCUCCUGUCGUGCCUCGUGUACGGGCACCGGCUGUCGUUCGCGGGCGUGGUGGGCGUGUGCGUGGUGUUCACGGCGAUAUUCCUGCGCGUGUACUGCCGCCAGCGCCUGCGCCGCCGCCGCGGCGCCAGCACCUAGCGCCGCGCCGGCGCCGACGGGACGAGGAACGUGCGCAGGGAGAGCCAAGUGUAGAAUAAGGGCUCAUUAGGGGCCAGUUGCACCAACCACGUUUGACAGACUGAUCAUCGUCAGCCGGCGCGCCUCGUCGCUUUAUUAUGAAACUCUCCAUAGAUAAAAAAUUUACGAACUCUUUAACGAUACGAACAGCUUGGUGCAGCGAGUUUCAUUACAUUGCUGUUUUUGAUCGGUCGGUUGAAUUGGAAGUAACCAACAGUCCGCAAUGUAACUAAAAUGGCAUGCGAGUUCGCGCGCCGUCGAAAUCAGCCCUAAAGGAUAGGCUUGUUGCCUGACUCACGACAAUGUGUUCCUAGCUAGUGUAUUUUAGGAUCUCGGCGCCCAGGCCUCAUUCUGUUGGUCGCUCCGUAGCCGCCCGAAACAGACCACGAAGUUAAGCUUGCGUCGCCCCAAGCCCUUUUGGCUAUAGGGUAAAUACGUAUGCCUCUGUACUCGUACCUAGUACACGGUUAACCCUUUGAGCGCCACGACUAUUCUAUAUAACGAGCCAUCUUAAAUUUUAUUCCGUGCGCCUGUCAUCUUCGACAGUUAAAGGGUUAAUAUCCGUAGUUAGCGGGAGUGCUUGAGGAGUAAACCAGUGUUAAAAUCUACGAGCCUAUAUCUGGAUCCGGAUCUGGUGUGUUCGUUACUGGUUGGAUCCGGAUUGAAAAUCUGCCCUCCACUUAUCGACUUAUUGAGAUAAAAAUAUUGGCAGAGUUAAGAACGAACGUAGUAUGUAGUGUAGAGUACGUUGCAUAAGGGUUCCCCUACUUAUGUCGACGCGGAAUCGGCAAAAUACGAGAAGAAAAAGCUUUAUGUCCGCGCAAUAAGAGCGAAAAAGUCUUCUUUCGGCUCGGCUCACAUCGGCCGGCAUCUGCCUUUUUCGCUCUUAUUGCGCGGACAUAAAGCUUUUUCCUAUCGGCUUUUGCCGAAUGCGCGUAGAUAUAUCUGGGGAGACCCUAAAACUGUUCUUCUAACCUAACCUAACCUGAAAGAUGCUCGAAUUCUUAUUUAUAUAAGUGAUAUAAUGCAUGUUGAUGUUGACUUAACUAAAGAAGUUGAGGGCCAGAAUUACAUUUAAAUAAUUAAUUUCCGAUAUACUGGUUCGAUUGCAUUGAUAUUUUAAGUCACUAGGAUAAAACUGGCUGGAGUCGGACCGCAUUUUCAAUGUGACUAUAGGUACAUUAUAAAUGGCAGAAGCGAUUCAGUCCGACCGGAGCCGAGCGCGUCCGCUAGCUAUCGACCUGAUGCUUGUGGCCAUACAAAUGUGAAAUGCGCUCCGACUCCGCUUGU
Cydia fagiglandana is the source of this 3233-nucleotide messenger RNA. It is a transcript of the gene sll, whose product is annotated as adenosine 3'-phospho 5'-phosphosulfate transporter 1. NCBI's taxonomy places the organism in Eukaryota, Metazoa, Arthropoda, Insecta, Lepidoptera, Tortricidae. Gene Ontology annotation, cellular component: endoplasmic reticulum membrane; Golgi membrane. The record is from RefSeq and is a predicted model, not a curated record. Gene Ontology annotation, molecular function: 3'-phosphoadenosine 5'-phosphosulfate transmembrane transporter activity. Gene Ontology annotation, biological process: transmembrane transport. The transcript is spliced from 12 exons. The coding region runs from base 153 to 1904 and encodes 583 amino acids.